This is a messenger RNA of Linum trigynum, 7096 nucleotides long. The record is from the annotation of a GenBank genome assembly. NCBI's taxonomy places the organism in Eukaryota, Viridiplantae, Streptophyta, Magnoliopsida, Malpighiales, Linaceae.
AAGAAAGAGGACGAGACUACGAGCGUCUGGGAUCAAACGACAACAGAUUUGGAGUCCGAACGAGGGAGAAACGGAGAAUCAAAGAUAGGGGGACCCAGAACUGCAAAAUACCCGACCAAAAUACCCGAACGAGGUAUUUUGACCAUCUGAUAGGGUAUUUUUGACCGCAAAAUACCCGACCGGGUAUUUUCCAUUUUACCCAUAAAAGUAACCCGGAGCAUUUUGUUGAUACCCGACCGGUUCCCUAAAUACCUGACCGGAUAUUUGGACCGGGUUUCGCGAACGCAGGCUGUUAAAAGCCUGUUUUGUGCGUUUUUGGAGGGGGGAGUGGGUUUUGGAUCCCAAACACUUAAGGGACGAACUAAAGAGAGAGAGGGUGAUUUGAGGGCAAUCUUGGAGUGGAAUUGGAGGAUUUUUUCGCCUUGGAAGCUCGAGGAACAAGCCCAGACUUGAAGACUGAUCAUUUGAAGAUUCUUACUGCACUCUCUCUCUUCUCUAUGGAUUAACUUCCCUUCACUUUGGUUUUGACGAACCCUAGCCAUGUUUGUUUAAUUGGAUGAUUGUAUGAGUACUCUUACUUGAUAAUCUUGAGUUCAUAUUCAAUCUAUGCAUGUUUUCAUGAUUCAAUUUUGCUUUAGUCGAGAUUAUUGAUUCUGCUUUGAUCCUUUGAGAGCGAAUACCUGAUUAGGUGAAUAUAGCACGAUAGAUUGAUAAUAUUGGAUCGAUUUCUUUAGUCGAGGGUUGAUUCAAUGCUUUGUAUCGAUUGAGAACCUCAUUUGAUAGAGGGAGUCUAGUUCAGAACGCCUUGAUCGGUUAUUCUAGAGAAGGAUGCGUCCCUCUAGGCAAUUGACUCAAGAGGGCCUUGUUCCUUUAGUCGAGACUCAAGGUCUAGUCAAGGAUUCUCCGCAUUGUGAAUGAAAGUGAAAUAGGUUAGAGAUCAUCAAUCAUUAAUCUGGUUGGUGUCUAGGGGGAAUCAUCCCUAAGUGAGUUCCCAACCUGUAAUUAGAUUAAAUUUAACUAUAAUUUGCUAGAGUAGUUUUAGCUCUUCCAUCUUAAUCUGGUUUGCUAGAUAAUGAAUUGAAGCUGAGAAAUAGUAACUCUAGAGACCCGUGGAUUCAAUAUUUAUUACUCGAGCCACUAUACUGCAGUCCCUUUCAUUGGUUACACUUGGCCAUUGUUAGGAGUUGUGUCAUAGCGAGUCACAAAUCCCUCUGACCAUCGACCCUAUACAACUACAUAACGACAAAGACACGAAGUGUGCUAAGGCUUGAGAAUCAGCAAGUAUGAAGAUUUAUUUCAACAACAAAGUUUUUAGAAGUGAAGAACAUAUAUGUUGGUCAGUUCUAGCCAUCAGGUACAGGAUGAAUAUCGAUAGCACAGCUCAAGACAACUCAGGGAUAACUAUAAUGGGAAGGUGUCGUACGCGAUAGUCAAGGUGAUUCGAAGGGAUAACUAUAAUGGGAAGGUGUCGUACGCGAUAGUCAAGGUGAUUCGAAGGGAGAUUUUUUGUGUGCAGUAAACUUGGCACCGGGAUGACCCUAGUAGCUUAACUCUAGGGGGAUUUAUCAAGUUCUCGAUUCCACAUGAAAAAAUGUAUUCAAUUCCUCAUCCACAAAAUGAAUUACUUGGCUAGCCAUUGAUUUGAUUAACAAAUGCACGUACCUUGUGCAUCGAUCCAAAUAGGUGCUAUUCAUGGACUUUUGGCGCAUGGAUCGGUGGUUCUCUUAACUCAUACAUAACGCGACGAAAUAAAGUCGCGAACUGGCUUUAAGAGCACAGUCUCGUCUAUUCCUUUGGUACAUAUGAGUUAGAGGCCCUCUAUCGGUUUUACUAUUUUAGAAAGAAUGCUCAUAGAGGAUAUCACGGGAAUUAGUUUUCCUCGAUUAGUGCCACAACUGAAUAUCUGACUGUUGAUAGGCUCUAUUUUUUAGUAUAAUAAAGCUAGUUUGGUUAAAACUAUGUUUAUGAAACAUUCUUAUGUUUACGUGUGUCGCUGCCACUUGAUAAUGUUAUCAUUUUGGCCCUUAGCCUCUAGUUAAUAAAAAAUAUAGUUUCACAACCAUUAAUGAUAAAGCUAGCAUUAUUGAGAAUAAUUUCAAUAUAAUUAGUUGCAUAAUAGCAUCGUUAAAAGUAGUUUCAUAACCAUUAGUAAUAUCAGUCUCAUCGUUGAUGAUAUUUUCAUAAUCAUUAAUAAUAGCCUAUCAUCUUUUCCAUUAUUGAGAGGUAAGUCAUUCUAUCAUGAUCACAAAUACAAUAUGCUCUUCUCAUAUGCAAAUACAACAUAGUCUUCUUAUACGCAUAUUUAGUUUUUCAAUAAUAUCUUAUGCGAUUUGAGGAAGACACAUAUGACAUACUUAAUGACUAACCAGCAUUGACCCUGGUAUUACCUCAUCAUGGAAUUACUAAUGACUAUUCUAUUUCUACCAAAUUAGCUAUUUAAUUUGGUGAAACUUAUUUGACUUGAACAAGAGUCAAACCAUCAUUUAAAAACAAGUACUUGGUUGCCACUGCCACGUGUUUGACAGCGGAACCAACCAGCGGCAUUUUUUGUUUCUUCCAAAAAAAAAAUGAAUAAAUAAAACCAACACUUUUGUGGUGGCGGGUGGGGACCGAUUCUCCUGCUGAGCUGCUCAGUAGCUAGCUGUACACUCCCAUUAAUUAAUUAAUAUUUUUUUUCGUGAGGAAUCUUUUCUUUUGCCUUAGAAAGACUGCUCUUCCCCAGCCAGCCAGCCAGAACCUUUCUCUUUAACCCUUUCCAAGAUUUAAGUUUCAUGCAUAUUCAUUUAUUAACUAAAAAAAUAAUUAAUAAUUUAAUAACAAUCAGAUUAUUUGCAAAGGUUACUUUCUGACGGUUAGAAUUUCAAAAAUUUCGCCUUUCUCUUCUUCCCCACUCGCUCGCUAACCCUAUUGAGUUUUUGUUUCUUCUUUCCCGUUUCUAAUUUCUUGCUUCGGUUUUAGGACAAACAAAAACAAUCCGAUUCCCAUUGUUCCGUUUUACUUCUCCUCCUCCUCCGUUUCUUACAUCCCAAUCCCUUCUUCUUCUUCUUCUUCUUCCCACCAAUUCACAUCUUCCCAUCGCAAACCCAAAUCGGGCUUUCUUUUGAAUUCCUCUCUCUCUUACCCAACGCACCGCCCUUCCAUAGCGAUGACCUAAUAAUUCCCUGUCUUCCUCUCUCUUUGUUUCUGCUUCCAUCCUUUUUCUGGUACAAUUUUGAACCAAACCCAGAAAUUCAAAUCCUCCCUUUUUCUGCUGCUGGGUUCGGGAGAACCCGUUUUCCCUUCUCGCGUUUGGAAAUCAUACAAGCAUGAAGAGGGGGAAAUCGGACACCCGAUUGGACAAGUACACCGCCGUCACGCGGCAGCGGUCGUUUCACGUUCUCAUUGCCUUGGGGGUCCUCUAUUUCUUCCUCGUCACAGUGGAAAUCCCAAUCCUGUUCAACUCCGGGGCCAGCUCCUCCGUCUCCCCCGACGCACUCACUCGCCCUUCUAAGCUCCAGAGCGAGGAGGAUUUGCUGGACAAGGACGCCCCUUCCCGCCCUCGCGCCUUGGUGUCCCACACCGCCCAGCCGGGUCCGACCCAGCUCCUCCCCGCACUCCCCAACAACAUCCUCUCCAGCUUGAAGUUCGAUCCGGAGACUUUUGAUCCGGCCAAAAAGGACAGGUCUGUGGAGCUCCACAGGAGUGCCAAGACUGCUUGGGAAGUUGGCAGGAAGAUGUGGGGCGAGAUUGAGAGGGAUGAGUUCGACUUCCUGGAGCUUAAGAAGCCCGAGAACCGUACUGAGUCCUGCCCCAACUCGGUUGCGCUGACUGCGUCUGAGUUUCUGAAACGCGGCCGGGUCGUGGAGCUUCCUUGUGGACUCACCAUUGGUUCUCACAUCACGGUGGUCGGGAAGCCCAGGGCAGCUCAUGCGGAGGCUGAGCCCAAGAUAUCUCUGAUUAAAGACGGUAGGUCGUCGGUUAUGGUGUCCCAAUUUAUGAUGGAGUUGCAGGGUUUGAAGAUCGUGGAUGGUGAGGAUCCGCCCAGGAUUCUUCACUUCAAUCCGAGGUUGAAGGGGGAUUGGAGUGGCAAGCCUGUGAUCGAGCAGAAUACUUGUUACAGGAUGCAGUGGGGGACGGGUGUACGAUGCGAAGGCUGGAAAUCCAAGGCUGAUGAGGAGACAGUUGAUGGUCAGGUGAAGUGUGAGAAGUGGAUCCGUGAUGAUGACAGUCACUUGGAGGAAUCAAAGGCAGCUUGGUGGUUAAACCGGUUGAUUGGUCGAACAAAAAAAGUGACAUUUGAUUGGCCAUUCCCAUUUGUGGAGGAGAAGAUGUUUGUUUUGACUCUAACUGCUGGUUUGGAAGGUUAUCACCUCAAUGUUGAUGGGAGGCACGUGACCUCGUUCCCUUAUCGCACUGGAUUCACUCUUGAGGAUGCCACAGGACUAACUGUGUAUGGGGAUGUCGAUGUCCAUUCCAUAUUUGCUGCAUCAUUGCCUGCAGCACACCCUAGCUUUGCUCCUCAGAGGCAUCUUGAGAAGUCUAUUGUAUGGAGAGCACCGGCACUGCCUGAAGGGGCGGUUGAACUCUUCAUUGGCAUUCUUUCAGCAGGUAACCAUUUUGCUGAAAGGAUGGCUGUUAGGAAGUCUUGGAUGCGCCACAGACUCAUUAGAACUUCACAUGUGGUUGCUCGGUUCUUUGUAUCACUUCACGCACGAAAAGAAGUGAACUUGGAACUGAAGAAAGAAGCAGAAUUUUUUGGAGAUAUAGUGAUAGUGCCUUACAUGGAUAACUAUGACCUUGUAGUUCUAAAAACCGUUGCCAUCUGUGAAUAUGGGGUCCGCACCGUUGGGGCAAAGUAUAUAAUGAAGGGAGAUGAUGACACUUUCAUAAGGGUAGAGACAGUUCUUGAUGAAGCUAAAAAGGUUCCCGAGGGUCGAAGCUUGUAUAUUGGCAACAUAAAUUAUUUCCACAAGCCCCUCCGACAUGGGAAAUGGGCUGUCACUUACCAGGAGUGGCCAGAGGAAGAUUAUCCACCGUAUGCGAAUGGGCCUGGUUACAUCUUGUCUACGGACAUAGCCAAAUUCAUUGUCGCUGAGUUUGAGAAACAUGAACUAAGACUGUUCAAGAUGGAAGAUGUGAGCGUAGGAAUGUGGGUUCAGAAGUUUAACAGGAUGAAAACAGUGGAAUUAGUGCACAGCUUGAAGUUCUGCCAGUUUGGAUGCUUCGACGGCUAUUACACAUCGCACUACCAGUCUCCAAGGCAGAUGAUCUGCCUUUGGGAAAAGCUGGAGAAGUUUGGUUUGCCUCAAUGCUGCAACAUGAGAUGACAACAACUAAUCAGUUUAAUGUAUACUGCGCCCUGUAUUUCAUUGCGAGGUACGAACCACCCCCAAUAUGACCUCAUCGUUCCUCCCAUCAUCGGCAUCACAAUGACAGAGAAAUGCCGAGACAGUGUAGUAAUGUGAAGAGUAGACAUUUCAGAUAUCCGCAGGACAGAUGUGGGAGGUGGGGAAAAGAGGUAGAAGAAGCGUAAAUGAGAGUUCUUUUUAAACUGCUUAAUUGUAGGAAUAAAUUCUUGUAUAUAUGCUUGUGAGGUCCAGGGAAACAAGAAAAUUUUAUAAGAGAACUCUGUUUUUCAGCUUCAAGAAAAAUCGUUCUUUUUAAAUUUUAACGUUCUGGUCUCAGGAUUCAAUUCACGUUACAGGAACUAAUCUUAGUGAAGCAAACAAUUCUUCUUUCCAUCCUUUGAUCAUGGCCCAUUUGCUGGCAAUGGGUCAUUAAGAUACUACUUAUAGCUUCGAUGGCACAUUUGGAAAGGGAACCUUUUUUUCCUAUGUGUUCUGGCAGCAAGAGGAUAAUAUAGUUUAGUAUUAUGACAGAACUAACUCAAGAAGAAGGAAUCAGUCUUUACCAAAAAGGGCAAAUUUGUGCAUGUUUGUUUAUGCUUUUUCCAGCCAUUUCCUCCUGGACUCAGCUGUAGGUUCCAACUUCAAUCAUUCCACACUCUCGACCAUGGACAGAUAGCUUAGGCUAACUCCAACCCAUAAAGGGGAAUUUAGCUCCCCAAAUAGCCAAAUAUGGCUUUUUAGCUCCUCAAACCCACUUUUCACUCCAACCCUAUAAAAAGCUAAAUUUAGCUUCCCAUUUCCCUUUUUCAAUUUAUUUCAAUAAACCAUAUUUAUUUGACCUCUAAUUUUCAUAUUUCACUUUAAUUUUUUCAUAGCUCGUUAUUAGUUUUGAAUACAAAAUUUUCGAUGUAAUUUUUUUAAAAUUCCGAGAUAAUUUUUUUUUCAAAAAUUAGUCGUUAAAAUAUUACCGUUAAAACUUCGGGACCACUCCAAAUAUGACCGUUUAUUUUGUUUGUCGCGUCCUUCAGGGCGAGUCAACACGAAAGGCGUAGCUCCUUCAUCUGGUAAGUCAUUAAGCCUUCCACGGGAGAUGAUUGAGAACCAAAACCUGUGGGAGAACUUUGAGAACCUUGCCCCAUAGGUGGAAUGGGACUAACAAGCAGGUCAGGAUUGCAGUACCAUUUUGGACAAUUUCGAAGAAUGUCGAAACAAUGCUCAAAAUCAAAAGCCUUGUUCCCAUUCUCUUGCUUAUAUAUUGCUCUUGCCUCCUUUUCCUUAUAAAAUAAUUAGUACAUGGGUUAGAGAAGUUUUUAUUGACACAUAAAAAAUAAGAAAAUACACAAGUUGAGGGUCCAAAAGAAUACCACAUCAAACUGGUUCGUGCCACUCGAUUGAUGCCUUUGUGCUCUUUGCAAAACUCCCUUCCAAGCAUUGUAGUGAUAGCAAAUAAUCCUCAUUCGGGAUUCCAUUGCAAUAGCAGUACGAGUUGUACUAGGAUCCCAUUUUUGAUGUUCUGCCGCCACUCUGUCCCACAACCUUGUAGACUUCUGGUUGGUGCCAACCGCUCCAUCUUCUGAUAUCGACGCCCAAGCUCUGCACAAGAUUUCAUCUUCAUUCGGAUGCCAAUUAGGUCCUCUCUUGCCUGUCAUAUUUCUAUUUUGAGAGACGAUAACAAUUGAAUUUUGAGAGAAUGCGAUUUAUGCUCUGAGAAUGAGUGAAGAGAAAUCUAUGAAGAGUGCUGUAAUAUAUAAGAAAAAAUAUGGCUGUUA